ACCAGACGCGGAAGAUAGCGCUAGGUGGGUUUUGGAACAGACCGCAACAUUUCUAUCCCCGAUCGAACAGCUUUUUCGCUUCGUUUGGGUUCGAAUGUUCGCGGCAGAGCCAGUCUGAGUGAAAAGGAGCAUCGAGCGGAGCGGCACAGAUAAGUUUGGUGGCAGUGUGGGCUCGGACGCCCAAAUUUAGACCAGUUGGAAUUACAACAACUUCCUACUACUGUUGGAAAAUAGUAGGCCACACCAGCACUGCACCUCGGACCUGCACUAAAACAUCCAGUGUGUAUGGAGCAGUGCGAGAAUGCCGCGUCUCUCCUGGCGUCCGUGCGCGAGCAGGAGAUGCAGUUCGAGCGUCUGACGCGAGCUCUCGAGGAGGAGCGGAGGAGCGUGGGUCAGUCCGGCACCCUGCCUCGCCCCCUCCCCACCCUUCAGAACGGUCGUCUCCCUUGUGAUGCAGAGUUAGAGCGGCUUAAAAUAAACGACGGAUACAUAAACGGGACGCAGUACAGGAUGUUGGACCCAGGUCACAUGGUACAGGAGACCGUCAUGAUGGAGGAGGGGCCGCAGGACAUGAUGCCGGUCAUUUCUGUCGAAACUGGCGAGGAUGGCUCCACGCGCCGCACAGAAACUACAGUCAAGAAGGUCACGAAGACCACCACGACUCGCACGGUCAUCCCCUCCAUUUCUGAUACGCUCUCUCUGGAUGGUACCGGCUCCGUCACCGGCAUGAGUGCCUAUAACGCCCCGAUAGACCGCGUCUACAGGCAGCCACACAUGGACUAUCCGACCGCUACGGUCCCUCGGAACUACCACUACGGCCCGCCGGGGGUAUACGACGACUACCGCGGCGGCCCGCCCUCCGAAACCUACGCCAGCCUCACCCGCGGGGCCCGCAUGGACGAGCGCUACAGACCAAUGGACGGCUACCGGACGCUGGACCCGGGCUACCGCGUCCACAGCAGGCCCCAGCUGGACCCGUACGCCGCUCAGCCGCAGGUGGGUCGCAUGGGGAGCGCCAUGGAGAUCUCCGGGAUUCCACGCUUCGUUCCGGAGCCUUACGGUCUGGAGGACGACCAGAGGAGUUUGGGAUACGACGAGCCCGAUUACGGAAUGGGGCCGUCCUUGCACUACAGCACCAUGCCCCGGCUAGGGCACCACCCACCCCCUCCACGCAGGACUGGGUCCUACGAGGGCACUCUGGAUGGGGAUAUGAGCGGCGCAGGGGACAUGUAUUACUGGGGAGGAGGAGCACCGCUGGCGCAGGGUGAAAGGGGAAGCAUGGCAUCGCUGGACAGCACGCUGCGUAAAGGUCCCGCGCCCACGUCAUGGAGGCAGCCCGAGCUACCCGAGGUCAUCGCCAUGCUGAACUACCGCCUGGACCCGGUGAAGAGCAACGCCGCUGCUUACCUCCAACACCUCACGUUUAAGAACGACAAGGUAAAAUCCGAGGUGAGGCGACUGAAGGGCAUCCCGGCUCUGGUGUCCAUGCUGGACAACCCAAAGAAGGAGGUUCAUCACGCCGCCUGUGGAGCUCUGAAGAACAUCUCGUACGGUCGGGACCACGAUAACAAAGUAGCCAUCAAGAACUGUGAUGGGAUUCCCGCCCUGGUGCGCCUGCUGAGAAAGGCCAGAGAUCAGGACCUGACCGAUACCAUCACUGGCACUCUGUGGAACCUGUCAUCUCACGACUCGGUGAAGAUGGAGAUCGUGGACCACGCCCUGCACGCCCUGUCCGACGAGGUCUUGGUGGCGCACUCUGGCUGGGACAGAGGGAACGUCGGGGCGGACGAGUCCUGCAAGCCCCGGCACCUGGAGUGGGAGACGGCUCUGACCAACACCGCCGGCUGCCUGAGGAAUGUGAGCUCGGAGCGGAGGGAAGCCAGGAGGAAACUGCGAGAAUGCACCGGCCUGGUGGAUUCCAUCAUGUACAUCGUCCAGUCGCAGAUCGACUGUAAAGAUGUAGACAACAAGCUGGUUGAGAACAGCGUUUGUCUUUUGAGGAAUCUGUCCUAUCAGGUUCACCAGGAAAUCCCCGGAUGCGAACGCUACCUGGACACGGCGCCCGUGAAUCAGGGCUCCGUCCCAGCCAAUCAGAAGGGAGGUUGCUUCAGCGCUCGCAAGGGCAAAGACGAGUGGUUUUCCAAAGGGAAGAAAGAUGAUGUUGAUGGAAAUUUAGACACAAUCGACAUUCCAAAAAGGAACACGCCCGCCAAAGGUUAUGAAUUGCUGUUCCAGCCAGACGUGGCACGACUGUACACGUCACUGCUCGUGGAGAGUAAGAACCCCUCUGUUCUGGAAGCUUCGGCAGGAGCCAUCCAGAAUCUGUGCGCAGGCCGCUGGACCUAUGGACGCUAUAUCAGGGCAGUGCUGAGGCAGGAAAAAGGCUUGUCCAGGAUGACCGAGCUGUUGUCUCAUGAGAACGACCGUGUGGUCAGAGCGAUGGCCGGGGCCAUGAGGAACCUGGCUAUCGAUCCACGGAACCGGGACCUGCUCGGUAAACACGCUGUGCCUAAUCUGGUGUUGAACCUGCCGGGCGGUGGGCAGAGCCAGCCCGUGCGAGCCCUGUCGGAGGAGACGGUGGUGUCGGUGCUCAGCACUCUGGCCGAAGUGGUCGGCUCCAGCGUGGAUGCAGCCAAGACCUUACGCAGCUCGCAGGGCAUCGAGAGACUGGUGCUCAUCAAUAAGGACGGUAACCGUUCGGAUCGGGAGGUGCGUGGCGCCGGCCAGGUCCUGCAGAUCGUCUGGGGAUUCAAGGAGCUGCGGCGCACGCUGGAGAAGGACGGCUGGAAGAAAUCGGACUUCAUGGUCAACCUGAACCCGCCCAACAACACCCGCAGUAACGGCGGCUACGAGGACAGCAGCACCCUGCCGCUCAUAGACCGAGGAGGGAAGCCGGACAGAGACAGAAACAUGAUUCCGAUGAAUGACUUAAGAUCAGACUCCUACACUACACUGGACCAGAGAGGAAGGAGGAACACUUUCGAUAACACUCUAGAACCUGCAGACAAUGACAUUCAGAGAGGAAUGUAUGGAGAACGGCGGGGCUCCAUGCCCCUGCUGGACUCUUACGAUGGUUAGGCCACUCCCCCCUCACCCCACUCAGUGCAUGAGCCAGCAUGAAAAACUGAUCGUGUGCAUUACUCGUGGUGAGCGCCCUCUACCCGCCUACUGUCCCUGCUGAAGCUCAACACCCAGGGACGACCCCCCACUAAUCAUCGCAGCAGCGAAUCUCUACAUCCAUUAUUAGCCCUUCUUUCUUUCUCUAACUCUAAUCGUCUGGGAUCGGACGCCCGCGUGGCCGAGCGCUCUCGCUUUUUUUUUUUUUUAAAUGAGACAAAAGAAGCUCCGGUACGUUCAGUCUGCACCGCUCGCCUACACGAGAGAGACUGAAAUCACUACACGACUGGAGUUUCCAUUCCUUUAUUUUUCAUGCUUUUUUUAUUUAGUUGUAUAAAAUACUGAUUUGUCCCUGUUGAAACGGUCCUGAGAUCACUCGACCUGAUCUGUCCACUACAUUCAUAUUUAUGAUCUCAUUUAAUGAUACAACACUGAUUAUAACAGUAAGUAUUCAGCCUACCACUACAUCUACGUACAUGUGCGGCGGCGGCGUCUUGCCGUUCUUGAUAUAUUCACACUAACGAUCUUGUAUAACGACUCUGAAACUUUUCAGCCUCUCUAAAGUUGAUGUAGCUGUGAGAAUGAUCUAGAUUUACAUUUUUUAUGCUUCGAUUUGCUUCGGAAUUAAAUACAGCGAUAAAACAUUCAUGCCAAAUAAUACCACUGACGUGCAACUAGGGAACAAUUAUGUACAUACACGACCUCAAAAUCUUGCGAAGGCAUCUCGUCCAUUUAGUUUUGAAUCCGUUUCCUGAGAAUUUAAGUACCAUGACACUAAUUUACGUCGUUGAAAUACUGUACUGUGUUAAACUCUCCAAAGAGUCGGUUAGUGUUGUGGUGGUGUAGAGAUGUGUACGAAUAGAGAAGAGCUCGAGCAGGAAGAGAGAAACCUGUGUUUUCAUUUUCGCUCGCCUGUAUUAAGAUCCUGCGAGGAUAUUUAGCCAGAAACGAGAAGUUAUAACCACUUGGUUCACGGUUUCCCGGAUUCCUUAUGAGCGGCCUUGUUAGCGGAGCUGGUUCCAACUUAAUGAAGCACCACAAGGUGUGAACGGUGUGUCAGAAUCAGUAUUGAUCCCACCCCCCUUCCAAAAACAACAGCAUCCAUCAGUCAGAACAAAUUCUCUGCCACUCACCCCUGUGUGCCAGUGCUUUUUUUUUAUUGGUUAAUUCCUGUCCGGAUUAUAGAUGGAUGUAAAUAAUGUGACGUAUAACACAUCCGUUCUGGUUACUCGAGUGCCUCGCUUGCUGAGUGUGUGUGUGUGAGAGAGAGUGUUUAUGGUUUAAAGGGAGUGUGUGUGAGGAUUCGAUUUAGGAGGUUUAGGAGUUAAAGUUCUUCCUCCAGUGCCUGUUUGUACCGUAUUGUGAAAGACGGGCGUGUCGGCUUUAAGCGGUGAGCUCGGUGCUCCAUUCUUAGCUGCGUAUUCGAUAUGCACACUCGGUAUGAUGUACAUAUUUGCCAAGUGAAUACUCUAGCGCAAGGAGUUACAUUUUAAAUUUUUGGAACCCUGAUUUUUUUUAUAGGAUUCUCCCCAGAUUGGUUUAUCUUCUUCACUAAAUAAAAACCCCACAAUGAUAGAAACUUAUCAGAGCAGAUGAUCGAAAGCGAAGCUUUUAUCGGACGGAAUCCACCAGCAGACGCGCGCGAGUGUCGUCCAUGGUUUAAAACCGCAGAUGUUUCGAUUUUAAGGAAAGUUUAAGGACUUUUAAAGAAUCUUAAAUUGACGCCGUUGCUUCUAUCACAGGUUAAUUGAGCUCAGAUUUUGAUUCUAGCUUGAUAUUUAGAGAAAGAAAAAUGAAAAGCACAUCUUAACCUAUAUAUACCAGAGAAUAUUUGUUUUAAUUUUAAUUAUUUGUUUCCUCUUAGUUUUGUCUUUUUGUUUUCUCCUUUUUUUUAUAUAUAUAUAUUUUAUGAUUUUGGGAUCAUUUUGUUUUUAUGUUUCUGGGGCUGUUGUGGGUGAAUGCAUAUGCAAUCAGUUUUUAUUUUUAAUUAAAUGCAUUUACAGUUUAUAUCUUAAUUAAAAAAAAAGAAAGAAAAAGAAAAAAUCGUUCACGUGUCCUGUGUUGUCGGUCGUCUUACGGUUUAUAUGCAACACAAACUCUGAUCAUUCUGGUGAUAAUUUCAUCUCUGCCUUGGCUCUUAAAUAUGGCACCUUUCCUUCAUGAUUUAAAAGUGUAACUUAGCAAUACAGUUUUUAAUAAAAGAAUGAUUUUUUUAAAGCUC
This is a messenger RNA of Trichomycterus rosablanca, 5338 nucleotides long. RefSeq names its product catenin (cadherin-associated protein), delta 1 (gene ctnnd1). Lineage: Eukaryota; Metazoa; Chordata; Actinopteri; Siluriformes; Trichomycteridae. Gene Ontology annotation, molecular function: cadherin binding. Bases 286 to 3078 code for a protein of 930 amino acids. Gene Ontology annotation, cellular component: adherens junction; cytoplasm; nucleus. The transcript has 21 exons. The record is from RefSeq and is a predicted model, not a curated record. Gene Ontology annotation, biological process: cell-cell adhesion; cell-cell junction assembly.